Crotalus tigris (Tiger rattlesnake) is the source of this 5448-nucleotide messenger RNA. It is a transcript of the gene CEP89, whose product is annotated as centrosomal protein 89. Gene Ontology annotation, biological process: mitochondrion organization; chemical synaptic transmission; cilium assembly. Gene Ontology annotation, cellular component: centriole; ciliary transition fiber. The coding region runs from base 120 to 2501 and encodes 793 amino acids. The record is from RefSeq and is a predicted model, not a curated record. NCBI's taxonomy places the organism in Eukaryota, Metazoa, Chordata, Lepidosauria, Squamata, Viperidae. The transcript has 19 exons.
GGGGGAAGCGUCUUCUGUACGGGAGGGGGAGGAGGGAGCCGCUCCCUCUGGCCGGCGUGGCCUGUUCUGUCUCCCUGCUUUAUUCUCGUUUUUUUUUUUUUCUCAGCCUUUUCGCCCUCAUGCCGUUUUAUUUCAGGAAGGGCCGAAGAGGCCUCUUUAAACAUAUAGCUCAUGGCCUGAUCCCCGCAGCUACCAUAGCUCCUAAACCUGCUGUCCCCCGUACCCCUCCCCCUCGUAGUCCAAACCCUUCUCCAGAGAGGCCCAGGUCUGCUCUAGCAGCCGCUAUUCUUGUGACAACCUUGACUGGACGAACGGUUGCCAUCCCUCAGCCUCGUCAGCGAUCUUUUUCGGAAAGUGAUGCCAGCUACUUGCAAGAUCAGGAAGAAUGCAUUGAACCAUAUGCCACUGUCACUGAGCUACGAAUGGGUCCAAACUGGCAGAGUGAUGGUGAUGAAAGGAAAGCAGUGCAAACUUUAGAAGCAUCUGGGAGUUGUGAGGAUGAUGACAUGGAUACAUUCACUUCGGACACAGAAAGAGAAUCAGAUCCAGACCGUCAAAUUAUUGAUAAAAAAGAAAGCAUGAGUCAUGAGAUGAUGUAUGCUAUGCCACAUAGAAUCAAACAGGAAAAUCUCCCAGUCUCCUCUAGUGCCAAUGGUGAAGAUUCUUCUGUCUGCGAGCCAAGUUGUCUCAUUCAGCCAAAUGUUCAGGUGGAAGAAAUUGAAUAUCCUGGAGUGAGGUUUAAGGGAGACAACUCAGGUGAAAAUCCACUGAAUGAAAAACCACCCUCGUCUUCAGAUGCAGUUCUCCACCGAAAGCAGGAACAGAUGGUUCUUCCCAGAGAGAAGUUCCAGAAAUUGAAAGAACAACAUUGGCAUCUAAACAACGCAAACCAGACCUUAUUUUCUGAACUUGAACAGUCAAAGCAGUUAAUGAAAGAACUCCAAUUAAAAAUUAAGACAUUGGAAAAAGAGAACAGACAGUUUAAGGAAAAGCAGAACUCACACAGUGAAGAGGAAGGUGCAGAAUUGGUUUUGCUAAGGCAACAAGCCCAGGAACUAGUAGAUGAAAACGACAGUUUGAAAAUGACCGUUCACCGUUUAAAUGCAGAACUGAGUCGCUAUCAAACAAAGUAUAGACCAAUUUCACCCAGUGAGAGUGUAAAGAUUGGAAGUCUGCCAAUGAAAAAACCAAUACCCCCGUGGCUGCUUGACAUGAAAUAUUUAUCCCCGCUUCUGUUGGCAUAUGAAGACAGAAUGAAAGAAAAAGAAGAGCUGAUUCUAGAGCAUGAGGAAAGCAUGAAGAUGUUUAAAGCACAAGUGGAAGAAGUAGUGAAGGAAAAUGAACAGUUACACCACAAAUUAAGUAAAAAUACUGGUACUUUUAUUAGUACUAAAGAAUGGCAGCAUUUGCAAAGUCAAGCUAAGCUUGUCCUAGAGGAAAAUAGAGUAUUAAUGGAGCAACUUAAAAUACAAGAAACCAAAAUAAACGAUACCAUCAACCAACAUGUUACCGAAGUUUCCAAAUUGACCAAACAGCUCAUUCUUUUGGAAACUGAGAAACAAAACCAAGAAGUAGAGAUGAAAGAUUGUCAGAAAAAGCUGAGAGAAUUACGCUCCGCAUACAAAGAAUUAAAGGCCAACGUUAGUGAUUACAUAACAGCAGAGGAGCACAUUGCAUUGGAAAAUAAAUUUAAAAACCAAUUGCAGAUGGAACAGGAAAAGAGAGAGAUGGAGAUCCAGGAACUAAUGAAAAAACUAGCCUCUGUGCAAGCAGAAACAAAGAGCCUUCUUCUAGAGAAAAAUGACCUGCUGGCAGAAAACAAGACUUUAGAAGCUGAACUGGAAAUGGCACGGAAGACUAAAAGGCGGUCGCAGAAGAAAGUAGAUCUUCUGAAGCAGCACUUGGAAGAAACAAUGGAAAAGGAAAUGGCUGCCCACCAGUAUCUAGUUAACAUGAUCAGCUUGGCAGAAAACGUAACUCAAGAACGCGAUCAGCUUUUAAACCUGGCCAGUUGUUUGGAGAAAGAGAAGCACAGCGUUCUCAACAAGAUAAUAGAAGGAAAUGUACGUCUAGGAAAAUUAGAAGAGAAAGUAAAGGUGUAUAAAAAGACCGCUGCAGGCAAGCUUGGGGAUAUCAGCCUCAAAGCGACAGAGCGAGAGAAGGAAUUUGCAGGGAAGACUGCUCAGUACCAGCGGGAAAUGAAACAUCUCCAGCGGCUGCUACAAGAGAAGCAGGAAUCCCUGGAUGAAGCUCUGCAGCAGAAGAGAGAAAUGGAAAACGAACUUGAAAUAAUUUGGGAAUCGACCGCCAAAGAAAACAGGAGGAUGAAGGAAUUCUUGCAUAAAUCUCUGGAGAAGAACGCACAGAAUUCGGUCAACGCUGCUCAUGAAUCCCAGCUAACUGACAUUUCUCAGAAAGUCCUGCUGGGUAAAUACGGUUUUAGCUACUGUGAUGUGGAGGUGUCCUCACCCCCUCGAGCGCCGAAUGAAGAAGAACCUUAAUAUUAAGGGAGUGGAUGUCGCUGCUUCCUCCAAGGCAAAACAGAAGUGAAAGAAGCAAACAUAAAGAGCAAACUGGAACCUAGUCAGAAGCCAAGUAUGAUUUACCAGUUGGAUUGAGAGAUCGCCACGGCUGUGAUUUGCAUUGUACGUUAAGAAAUGUUGUCUCAAGACCUUUCUAAGCCCUGAGAAGCAUCUUUCAUUCUGAAAGGCAUGUUUCUUGCCUUUACAAUUACAAUUAUGCACUGAAUCUACAGUGGUACCCUGGUACUCAUCAUUAAUUGGUAUCGGGAAGGGUGAUGGGUACAAAAAUUAUUCCUUAUUCCCAUAAUGAAUAAUUUAUUGAGUCAUAAGCGGCCGACACCGACAAUUUCUAGCUGGUGUGUUGAGUAUCAAACAAAUGAUGAGUACCGGGACAAACUCCAUGUCAAAAUGCGCUGAGUACCAAAUUCAAAGCAGUUGAGUACCAAGGUACCACUGUAUAGAUUCAGUGCAUCUGAAAGGGAGAGGUCUCUGAAUAAAGAUUGAUUGAUAGGCAGGGUGGCUACUGUUUCAGCAUCAGCUCUGCCUCUCUUAGGGUUUCCGGAUGGCUGUUUUCCCUAUCGGCAAUUCUGAGAACAGCUUCCUAGAAAAAGCCUCAUUAAAUGUAGUAUUGAAUGGAAGCCAGAGUUGAACGGUGUUGUCAAUAAGACAUUUAGAUGCUUAAACCAAAGGAAAAAUGGAACUUAUUUGAACUGACUUUACAUAACUCUUUGCACUAUUUAUUAAACAAAUUUCAGGUCUGAAAUGGCUGAACUGAGCGUUGAUUUAGCUCAGUGUUUCUCAACCUUGACCAUUUUAAGGCAUGUGGACUUCAACUCCCAGAAUUCCACAGCCAGCAUUGCUGGCUGUGGAAUUGUGGGAGUUGAAGUCCACAUGCUUUAAAGUUGUCAAGGUUGAGAAACACUGAUUUAGCUGAACUUUUAUAAAGAUGUGGACAAAAAAGAUAAGAAUAUACAGUUUCUAGUCCUUUACUGAAGAGCUGAAUAGAAAUUCUUGUUUUUUUAAAAUUAGAUGUCAUUUCAGUUGGAGACAAAAUUCAGUUGAUUUCUCCCCUUUUUUUACAUAAAGUAUCGCUUGGAAAUAAAGAAUUGAAAAGUAUAAGCGAUAUAUAAGCAAUAUAAGGAAAGAACACGUAACCGUAGAGCAAUAUAAGUAAUUAGGAAAGAAGAAUACUUUGUAAUUGAAAAUACGUAGAACUCAAAUUAUAAAUCUCUUCAUAUAUCAUGGGUGGAUUCUGGAGGCAACAGCCUUAUUUGAUAGUUUGAACGUAUGCAGCUAGGUCAUUAAAUUUCCACCAGACUUGUUACAUUUCAGGGAGUCUCUUACACAAGACAAUCAAGGCAAUUAGUCAAGAUAGCACAAAAAAGUUGAGAAUAUCCAUAUUUUACAAAUGCAGCAUUACUUAGGCAAAGCCAGAUUUUUUUUAUUAAUAUUGAUAAACUGUUGAAAGUAAGGCCUCAUUCCCUGCCUUUUGUAAAUCAUCCAAACCUCUAAACUAGUAAUUCCAGGUUUGCCUUCUUUUGUAACAUAUUUGUGUUCUUUCAGAUUUUCGAAAUAAUCAACCAUUAUCCAAUCAUGACCAAAAAUAAAUAAAUUGGGGUUAAGUAGGGCCUGAAAGAUUUACUAAAUCCUCUAUACGCUCCAGCUGCAUUCCUUUGGCGGCCCACCAUCUUUCCUUCUGACAGAUGGUGAGGCCCUCCUUGUCAUGGCAGCAGAAACCAACCUGCAGCAAGUUGCUGGGACCACGUGGACAGCAUCAUUUCUUUUUCUUCCCUUCUUUCUUUCCUACAACUCAGCAGCCCUUCCUUUUUUCUGGCACCAUAUAUAUAUAUAUAUGGUCUGGCACCAAGUGGGAUGGAACCACCGCUUAUAUAUAUGGUCUGGCACCAAGUGGGAUGGAACCACCUCAGAGCGGAAAAAGUUCUGCAUCCGUGCUUUAGCUGGUUCUUAUCAAACAUUUUCAAAAAGACGCUUUUGCAUUCACUCCUCGCCAGUAAUGAUCCUGACUUUGAAGGUUCUGCAAGUUUGACAUUUCUGCAGACCGAAGCAAGUGCUGCAUUGUAAAGCUCCCCUUUGGCAGAAGAGUCAAAAGCUAUUCCAUGGCUUUUGAUUUAACGCUCAGAGUACUAUCCAAGGUGCUGGCUGGAUUCAGACUUCGUGUAAGCCAUCACUUGUUGGCUUAUUUCUUUGGUUUGUCUGGCCGAGCCGCUUUUGUGUGCGCUUUGGAGUAGGUUGAACUCUUCUUCAGAGUUUCACAGAGGCGUCCAUUGUUGGGCUUUGUGUAUAAACCCAGAUUGUGUUUACCUGUGCAUAAACACAAGAGUUAUAUUCUUUUUCAUUGUUCAUCUUAUUGCUCUAUUACCUUAAUUCGGUUUGUACUCUUCAUUUCUUCCUUUUUAUUCUUGUAAGCUGCCUAGCGUAGCCCCAUGGCAAAUAAAUUUAACAAAUAAAUUAAUAAAUCCAGUCAGGUAUGGAGGAACGUUGUCCAUGGGGUCGCGAUGGGUCGGACACGAACUUCGCAAUUAACAACAACAAUGUCCCUUUAAGCCCUGAUUCUUUAUUGGCCUGGGCAAUUCUGAAGAGUUACUUGUAAUACCCUGGAGCUGGGUCCGCUUCAAAGGAUAUUACUGUGUGAAUGCUGUCUUUUGUCAUUCAAGCCAUAGUAAUAAAUAUGUCUCUUCUCAUGGCAGUUCAAACAUAAAAGUGGUUUGAGGGAGAUUUUGCACUUAUCUGCUAUCUACUAUAUGCCUCUCCCCCCCCCCCCGUGUUUUUAACUUAUCCUAAUGGUUGUUUGGAUAAAUGUGUAAUUUUAUAAAUGCUGACAGUUGUGUACUAUUUACAGCUUUGUUUGUUUCCCAAUUAUGUAUUUUUUCAUGCUUUUUAUAAUAAUAAAAUACUUAUUUUAAAG